Messenger RNA from Trichoderma virens Gv29-8, 1095 nucleotides. RefSeq lists its product as uncharacterized. The transcript is spliced from 3 exons. The record is from RefSeq and is a predicted model, not a curated record. The coding region runs from base 1 to 1095 and encodes 364 amino acids. Lineage: Eukaryota; Fungi; Ascomycota; Sordariomycetes; Hypocreales; Hypocreaceae.
AUGAAAGAUGACGACCAGGAGCAAGAACAGGAAAAAGAAUUUACUAUUGUGGAAUAUACGGACGCAAGGUUACCUUCUGACCCGGCCAUCCGCAAUGUGAUCAGACGGCAUGCUAUGCGUAAUGUCGCAGAAACACGACGGCAAAGAGACAAUUACGGCAGACACAGCCCAAAAAAUCCUCCUACAUUGACCUUUGAAGCAAUCCCAAAAGCUUCAAGCUCUACUCAACCCUCUUCCUCAGAAGCAGUAUCUGCUGGUCAUGUUGAUGCACCAGCCAAGGCUAUUGCUCCCAUCACAUGGAAAUAUCUAGCCGGCCCCACGGCUCCAUUGCCAAUGAGCACUCCAGAGGCCACUAUUGCGGAGAACUUUGCAAUUUUGCAUCUGGUAGAGUCUCUUUCUGGACUUCACCUCGGUGUCAAUGCUCAAGCAUCUUCUAUCCCGAGACUUGGGUUGCACAAAUUGCAGCUUCCUCAAAGCAAAACGCUACUAUCCUUUAUUCCAUCUCGAUACGGACACGUCACGCCGUUGACUUGUGCAGUGGACUGCCUUGUAGCCCGCGUUCGGCAGAUUACGCUCAAAGAUGAUGGAUUCUCGGAAGACCGGUGCUUAGAAGUUUUGCAUCUAUACGACAAGGCGUUAAAGGCUCUUCAAGAAGCUAUCAAUGAUGAUGAGGAGCGGAAGACGCCAGAAACACUCUGCGCGGCAGAAUUACUGGGAUUCUUUGAGCUUUUGGAUGGCAAGUCAAGGGCAGCGCAUUCUUGGACACGGCAUGCUGCGGGCGUGGCUCAACUUAUACAACAUCAGGGAGCUGAUCACUUCCGGACAGACUUUGAGUUGGCAUUGAUUGCGGCCUACGUUGGCCCACUUGGGCCGAAUCUCUUCAAGAAGGUUGCCCAGAUGGUCCUAUCCCAAAACCCAGUUCCACCCGAAGCUAUCCAAAGUGUUGAAGAAGGUCUCAUGGCUGAUUUGCAAGAGAUACAUGGAUGGUUGGGCAUGGAGUACGACAUACACAAUACCAAUGAUCCCCCACAAGGUACAAACGGUAAUUUCCUUACAUGGCAUAUCAACUUCAGACAGUCCAUCGUCAGCCUAUAA